This is a messenger RNA of Esox lucius (northern pike), 2635 nucleotides long. RefSeq names its product complement factor B. Gene Ontology annotation, molecular function: serine-type endopeptidase activity. Bases 9 to 2219 code for a protein of 736 amino acids. Gene Ontology annotation, cellular component: extracellular region. Gene Ontology annotation, biological process: proteolysis; complement activation. The record is from RefSeq and is a predicted model, not a curated record. NCBI's taxonomy places the organism in Eukaryota, Metazoa, Chordata, Actinopteri, Esociformes, Esocidae. The transcript is spliced from 17 exons.
AUUUCACCAUGGAUUUUGCUGUUUGCUGGAGAUUGUGUGCAGCGCUGUUUUAUCCCCUCUUUUUUGGUGUAGGUGUUCUGAGCGAUGUUCUCUGCAAAGACGAGAAUUUGGGCAUUGACGGAGGUAAUUAUACUUUUACCAAGGAGCUGAAGUAUGGAAGUAUGCUGAUAUAUCACUGUCCAGAGGGGUACUAUCCCUAUCCUGCAUUAACUCGCUCGUGCCACAAGAACGGCGCUUGGGUUCCACAUCCACGCAGGCCUUUUCAAAAAUGCAAGAUGAUUGAAUGCCCCAAUCCCUUGGUUUUGGAAAAUGGUUUGGUUUUACCAGUACAGAGACAAUAUUUUGUCAACAAUGAAACCACCUAUGAGUGCUAUUCUGGAUACACGCUGCGUGGCUCCUCCUCUCGUACAUGCCAAACCAAUGGGAAGUGGAGUGGGGCCACGCCCAUAUGCAGCAGUGGCAUAAGCGAGGGAGAUCAUUGUGCUGACCCUGGGACCCCAGCAGGUGCUAGGAGGACUGGAGAUUUUUUUGGCAUCAGCGACAAAGUGACAUAUCGCUGUGACAGCGGCUUAUAUUUGGUGGGGUCGAAAGAGCGUGAAUGUCAAGAAAGUGGUAUAUGGACUGGAACUGAGCCUAAAUGUUACUAUAAACACACAUAUGACACUGAGCAAGAGAUUGCAGAGGUCUUCAGCAGCACUUUCUUACAGAGCCUUCAGGUGGCAGGGCCUAUCGAUAACCCAAUGCCAAAUAAGAAGCUGACCAUUGAGAAAAGUGGAACAAUGAACAUAUAUUUUGCUCUGGAUAUUUCUAAUAACAUUGUGGAAGAACAGUUUAACGAAGUAAGACGUGCAGUCCGGAAACUUACCACAAAGGUCAGUAGUUUUGCAGUCAAUCCCAAUUAUGAAAUAAUUAUAUUUGGUUCUGAAGUAUCAGAGAUUGUCAACAUAAUAGAUUAUUCUGGAAAAAAUAGAAAAAGCCUUGUGGAUGUCCUGACUGACUUGGAAAAUGUUAAGUAUGAUGCAAGAGAAAAUGUUGGGACCAACCUGAACCUUGCAUUUAAAACAAUCCUGGAGCGCAUGGCAACCCAAAAACAGCAAAAUGAAAUAUUAUUUAAGGAGCUUUACCAUGUCCUCAUCUUUUUCACAGAUGGUGCUUACAACAUGGGGGGUAACCCAGAAAACACGGUUGCUAAAAUCAGGGAAAUGGUCUACAUGAAUAGGAAAGAAAGAGAACGACAUCUUGAUAUCUAUGUUUUUGGUGUUGGAAAUGAAAUCUUUGAUGAAGGAAUUCAGCCACUUGUGACAAAACGGGAUGCGGUGACACACUACUUUAAACUAAGGAGGGGUACUAAAUUGGAAGAACUCUUUGAUCAAGCUAUUGAUGAAGAGAACGCUGUGGGUUUAUGCGGGAUCCACAGAAACUAUGACGAUAACACAGCAGAUUCCAUACUUCAAAGAUACCCCUGGGUGGCAAGGAUUGAAAUCAAGGAUGAGGAUACAUCCACUAUGCAUUUCUGUAUGGGUUCUCUGGUCACCCCCCGCUUCAUCUUGAGUGCUGCUCAAUGUUUCUUUUACACCAACUCGGAAAAGAAAAUCACGGUUAACAUUGGUAAAAAUGAAGGUGCGACCAGCCCCUCCUACAACAGCUUUUCCACCAAAUAUUUGCCAAUCUGCAUCCCUUGCACCAAAGAAACAAGUGCUGCUUUAAAACUGGUGGGAGGACAAAUAACCUGCAAGCAACAAGAAGAGCGUUUGUUAGUGAAAUCAUUUGAAGAAGUCAGUUUCCUGUCAUUUAUAAAGGAUGCAGAGAGGAGGGAUGUGCGGAGGGAUGCCAGACUUAAGCUUCAGGAUCAGAGGGACAGUUGUAUUGGAUUGGCUACAAAGAUAAAUGGCAUAACAGCAGACAAUGUGAAAAAACUUGUGACUGAUAACUUCCUGUGCUCUGGUGGGCGCCAUCCCACUGUAGAUCAUGUUACAUGCAGAGGUGAAUCAGGUGGUGCUGUGUUCAAGAACUAUGAUGACUACCGCACAAUCCAGGUUGGAGUUAUAAGCUGGGGCACCAAAUAUCUGUGUCCACAUGAUAGGAGAGCAGUCAAACAGGAUUCGGACGAUGACUCCAGAGAUUUCCACAUCAACCUCUUUAAAGUUGUGCCGUUUCUGAAGCAGCAUUUGGGGGAUGACACACAAGAUUUUGAACCACUACACUUUUUAGAUGAAUAGAUUAACUGUGCAAGGGGCACUUAUUGUUAUGUAGAGUGAAGAGUUGCCUUUCUAAGGAACUUUUCAAAAGAGGAGAGAGAAAUAAAACUACCAAAUAGUUUAGUCAGAACAUAUAGCCGGCAUUUAUUAAACAUUAAUUGUCAAACAGUAUGACCUUGUUUAUCUUUUCUUUCGCAAUGUCCUUUUAGUUGUGGAAAUUUGCAUUUCUUAGUUUUCAACCCUCUUGUUCCAUAUAAGUUGAGAAAAACAGAAAAUAAAAUGACCUCAGAGCUCUGAUGAAAUAACCCCAAAAUAAAAACCCAAAGUCCAUCUACCCCGGGUAGUAUGUUUUUUUUUUUUUUGCGUGGUGAGAUCUCGCGCUUAUCUACGGAAGAGGAUUAGUGCCAAGCAAUAAUAAAAAAAAUAAAACCAUCUCG